AUGAUUAAACAUCCCGAUUACUGGCUUGAAGAUGGUUCUGUCAUUAUUAUCGUUGAAGACACAGCGUUCCGAGUGUACCGAUCUUUGAUCACUAGACUUUCGCCUCAUAAAAAAGUACUAUGGCACAUCAACGUAUCCCCUGACGCUGGCUUGCUCAGCCAAACGCAAGAUGAGGUUUCAUUGCCCUGUUUUACAGUCCGAUCCGAGAAGGGUAUUGCAAAAGAAGAUUUUGAAGCUCUUAUCGCUCAUAUUCUGCAUGCCAUAACGAUAACUGAAGAUACCGCGUUCGCGCACAUCCUGCGUUUAUUUAUGGUCUCGUCUGCUUCGAAAGGAAAUUUCGCGAAGAUCCACUGUUUAGCGAAGAAUCAUCUUGACGCAUAUAUGCACCGGAAUCCGCUCGAUAUCGACUUCUCCGGUUACAGCCUAAUUGCGAGCGCUCUCGAUUCUCUGGAUGAAGGAAAAGACAAAUCGCUUGGGUGUUCACUCAAACGGGCAUUGUAUUAUUCCUACACCACACAAGAUGGUGUUACAUUCGAGGAUGGUUCUGCUGAUGCAGACCCAGGUGCAAAAAAGCCAGACAAUGCACAAGCACCUGUCGUCCACAAGAACCAUUUAUCCAAGGAAGAUGCAGCUAUUUGCGAGCGAGUGAUGGCACAACUAUCGGAAACGUUCUCUCCUACCCUUUUCCAGCCUCCAGCAGCCCUGCAUAUGUAUUGUACAGACGUAUACGCUGCACUUUGGAUGGAACGCGCGAUUCAGCCGGCAUUCGAAAAUAACGGAACAGCGAACCCAUUCUCAACAUUGCGGCGACUUUGUACACUCGAUUGGAAACGUGAAGCAGACGAGAGUCUCGGAGAAAGGUCUCAGCCUUGUGAUGGAUGUCUUGAGAAUAUGAGGCAGCAAUGGAAUGAUGAGGCUCAGGCAAUCUGGGAAAUGAUGGAUACCUGGCUUUCGGUUUGA
Fomitiporia mediterranea MF3/22 is the source of this 960-nucleotide messenger RNA. RefSeq lists its product as uncharacterized. The coding region runs from base 1 to 960 and encodes 319 amino acids. Lineage: Eukaryota; Fungi; Basidiomycota; Agaricomycetes; Hymenochaetales; Hymenochaetaceae. The transcript has 4 exons. The record is from RefSeq and is a predicted model, not a curated record.